CUAGACUUUUGCACUCUUUAAUCAAGUGUGAAGUUGGGUGUUGUACGUAUAAAUGUGUAUUACAAAAAGUAGUAAGAACCUGUUAAGUAAGGAUCCGUGAUCUAAAGUAUUGUUUACGCAAUUAGCUUACUUGAACAGCAAACAAACAAAUAAUUCGGUCGGGACACAUGAAUGACGGAAAUGAGCGAGAAUGGUGAUCAGGAGGAGCGACUGGAGUCUCAGCUAACGCCAGCGACUGCUGAAAUUCCCCUGUGACCUUGCAGUUUGGGCUUAAGGACUCGAAGCACCUAUGACCUUUAUUUUGGAAUAAGGAACAUGUCUCUGUUUACCUUCAACCUUUAUCACUACACUGCCUCAGCUUCUGGAACCCACCAAUAUGCCGGCCAAACAUGAUUAUAUUCAUGUACAUGUAAUAUUCAUCUUCCUGACCUAUGCCUAAACGUAGGUUGGCGAAAAAACCCUUUUCUUCCCCCAAACCCCAUUUAUGUGUAUUUUGGCUGUCCUGAAACACCUGUCCUGUGGUUCUCAGGUUAUCUUCUGCCAUGCUCCACAAGAAAGGGUCACUAAUCAUUUGUGGUGCUUUCUUGUUUGUUGCUUGGAAUGCCAUUCUUAUAUUUGUCCUAUUGGGACGGUCUCCCGUUGUCCAAGUGGACAAUGGUUGGCUGACAGAGCCUAGAUACGGGGAGGACCAAUAUAUUUCAGCUCAUAAAGGCACAGAAUAUGGCAAUAUUAUUAAGGAAUUAAUGCAAGUUGUUAAUGCAUUCGAGACAGAACUUGAGUCACAGAAUAGAAUCCUUCGUCAGAUUCAGAGGCAUAAAUCCUUGUUGGAAAAAAGCAAAAAUGAUGAUACAGCUAUAAAGAAUGACUCAAAUGUUGAAAACCCAUCUCAUGUGGUCAUUCCCAUCUUGGUCAUGGCGUGUAACCGGGUAACAGUGAAACGCUGCUUGGACAAACUCCUUGAGUACCGCCCUUCAGCUGAGCUCUUUCCAAUCAUUGUGAGCCAGGAUUGUGGACACACAGAGACGGCAAAAGUGAUUGCCUCAUAUGGCAGUCAGCUGACCCAUAUUAAACAGCCUGAUUUAUCGGACAUUUCUGUGCCUGCGUCACAUAGGAAAUUCCAGGGUUACUACAAAAUCUCACGACAUUAUCACUGGGCUCUAAACCAGGUGUUCAACACCUUCUCAUAUUCCUCUGUAAUCAUAGUGGAGGAUGAUUUGGAGGUUGCAUCUGACUUUUUUGAAUACUUUAAGGCCCUCCACGCUUUACUGAAAUCUGACCCCACUCUGUGGUGUGUGUCUGCUUGGAAUGACAAUGGCAAGGAGGGAUUUGUUGACCCUGGUAAAUCAAGCCUCUUAUAUAGGACAGAUUUCUUCCCAGGACUUGGAUGGAUGCUGCUGAAGGAACUCUGGCUUGAACUUGAGCCAAAGUGGCCAGCCUCAUUUUGGGAUGACUGGAUGAGGCAUCCUGAUCAGCGCAAAGACAGGUCUUGCAUUCGUCCUGAAAUAUCUAGGACUUUAACUUUUGGCCGUAAGGGUGUGAGCUUGGGUCAGUUCUAUGACAAAUACCUCCGCUUUAUUAAGCUCAAUAAUGAAUUUGUGCCUUUUACAAAAAUAGAUCUGUCUUACUUGGAGCAGAGGAAAUAUAAUGAGGCUUUUGAGAAGGAAGUUUACAGUGCUCCCGUUGUGACUGUAGAAGAGCUGCAGAGUGGGAAGCUGUCUGGGCCAGGUUCCUUCCGUGUGCAGUAUUCCAGUCCAGAGAGUUUUAAAAUGCUGGCGCGCAGUCUGGGACUCAUGGAUGACCUGAAGUCUGGAGUGCCACGAGCAGGUUAUCGAGGUGUUGUUAGUUUCUUUUUACGAGGUAGGCGGAUCUACAUAGCACCGCCUGCUGGUUGGACGCAGUAUGAUCCAACUUGGAGUUAAGGAAGACUGUGCCUAUCUGCCGGGGAAACAUUCUGUGUAGUCAGCACAGAUGUGUGUUAUAAUUUAUCAUGUUGAAUAUACGUCAUACAAUAUGGUGCAAAUAUACUAACCUUAAAACUAUAUUAAUAAAUUUAUUUUAUACCUGGUUA
Molecule: messenger RNA, 2068 nt
Organism: Electrophorus electricus (electric eel)
Lineage: Eukaryota; Metazoa; Chordata; Actinopteri; Gymnotiformes; Gymnotidae
Gene: mgat1a
Product: alpha-1,3-mannosyl-glycoprotein 2-beta-N-acetylglucosaminyltransferase a
Biological process (GO): protein N-linked glycosylation
Cellular component (GO): Golgi apparatus
Molecular function (GO): alpha-1,3-mannosylglycoprotein 2-beta-N-acetylglucosaminyltransferase activity
Source: RefSeq, a predicted model, not a curated record